AUGCGGCCUAUCGAUGUUACUUCUACAAAUGUCGAUAAGCUCUUAACCACAGCAUACAGUCAUGUAAAGAUUGCAGCGCCCGCGCGAUUCAAAGUGGGUGAAUCGGUGCGCGUCAGUAAAUUCAAGACAACAUUUGAGAAAGGUUAUACGCCGAAUUGGACUACGGAGAUAUUUAAAAUCAUCAAGGUGCAGAAAACUAAUCCUGUGACGUAUCUGCUGGAGGAUUACCGCGGAAAACCUGUUGCCGGAGGAUUCUAUGAGUACGAGUUGCAUCGCGUCGCUAAUCCUAACGUGUAUUUGGUUGAAAAAGUGUUGCGCAAAAGAGGGGAUGAUGUUUACGUAAAAUGGUUGGGAUUUGACAAUUCACAUAAUUCUUGGAUACACAAGGAUAAUGUUUUGUAA
Messenger RNA from Wasmannia auropunctata (little fire ant), 402 nucleotides. RefSeq lists its product as uncharacterized. The record is from RefSeq and is a predicted model, not a curated record. Lineage: Eukaryota; Metazoa; Arthropoda; Insecta; Hymenoptera; Formicidae. The coding region runs from base 1 to 402 and encodes 133 amino acids. The transcript has a single exon.